Molecule: messenger RNA, 1603 nt
Organism: Aspergillus ruber CBS 135680
Lineage: Eukaryota; Fungi; Ascomycota; Eurotiomycetes; Eurotiales; Aspergillaceae
Product: putative amino acid permease
Exons: 4
Coding region: 6-1472 (488 amino acids)
Biological process (GO): amino acid transmembrane transport
Cellular component (GO): membrane
Molecular function (GO): amino acid transmembrane transporter activity
Source: RefSeq, a predicted model, not a curated record
GUUUGAUGCUCCUUCCAGCAAACAGUCUGACAACAGGUACCGGAAUAUUUCCCAUAAUCGUUGCGUAUACGUUUGUCGGGGUGGUGGUUUACCUGGUUUUGUGUGCGACUGGAGAAGUGGCAUCAUGGUCUUCAGUCCAGUCCACAGUAGCUGGCCAUGCGGUUCGGUUUUGUGAUCCUGCUUUGGGCUUUGCGAUCAGUUGGAUAUACUGGUUGAAAUACGUCGUCGUCGUCCCGAAUCAAUUGACAGCUGCUGCAUCAUUGAUCUCGUUCUGGGCGGAGACACAGCGCGUCAACGCUGGAGUUUGGAUUACCGCGUUCUUGAUCAUCAUUAUUACCGCGAAUUACUAUGCAUCACCAUUUUUCGGGACAUAUGAAGUCGUAUUGUCGUCCUUUAAGAUACUCGUGGUGUUGGGGAUUGUCAUACUGUGCGUCGCUCUUGCGGUUGGAAUCCGUCCCGAAGCUUUACAUUGGAGAGAUUCUAAUCUCUACAAUGAAGAUGCUGAAUGGCCUGAGCAUCUUUAUGCCUUUUGUGACACUCUGCCGUCUGCAAUACUCGCCUAUCUGGGCAGUGAAAUGAUCGGGAUGACAAUUGUACAGACGCAAGACCCUCGCAAGACUACUGCACGUGCAAUUAGAUUGACGUCCUACCGGAUCGUGGUACUCAACAUUGUCAGCUUCAUCGUCGUGGCGGUACUUGCCCUUAAUGGUUUAGUCAAGUCGAAUGAGAAUGGCAAUAUUCCCAUGUCAGCUUUUCUGGUGGCGAUCCAAAUGGCGGGCAUUCCAGUGCUUCCACACAUUGUCAAUGCCUGCAUUUUGCUGUUUGCACUGUCAUCUGCUACUUCUGGCCUUCACGUGGCAACUGGAACGUUGUACCGAAUGUCCCUCGAUAAAAAGGCCCCUGCCUGUUUAUCUUUCACAGAUCGACGAGGUAUUCCCAUCUCUGGGCUGUGCCUGUCUUCCUGUCUGGCAACGCUGGCCUAUUUGAAUGUCUUUGCCGACUCCAAGUUCCUCUUUCGCUACUUUAUGAACCUCGUCACCAUGCUCAGUAUUUUAACGUGGGUCUCCGUCCUUGCCACGCAUCUUUCAUUUGACCAAGCUCGGAGAGCGCAAAGGAUCCCAGAUGAGGUCCUGGUCUUCAAAGCACCACUGGGACAGCUUGGGUCAUGGGUUGCGCUCGUCUCAUGCGUCAUGAUCACUCUGUUCAGGACCUUUGAUGUCUUCAACCAUCACGGAGUUGAUUACACGGCGUUUGCAACUUCGUACUUGGGCCUUCCUCUCUACUUCUCGCUCAUCAUCGGAUAUAAAGCCACCACUCGGUGCAGGAAAGUCGACCCUACCGAGGCAGGUCUUUUCAAUCACGCAGCACCCAUUGAAGCGCCAAGGUCUGGUUCUUUGAGUGUGGGGUUUGAGAAAUCGUUUGAUGCGCAUAAGCAGCGAGUGAAGCAGUUUGUGAAAUUAUGGGUACUUUGACAUCGGUUACAGAUGAACUGUUCAUAUUGGGGGGAGGUGAGCCAUUCAGUUCUCAUGGAAGAACAAUGUUAGUGGUGGGAGAUAGGAUUGAUCGUUUACUUUGGUUGAAUUGAGGCAUUAUUAUUGUUUAG